Messenger RNA from Alligator mississippiensis (American alligator), 3616 nucleotides. RefSeq names its product CD7 molecule (gene CD7). Lineage: Eukaryota; Metazoa; Chordata; Crocodylia; Alligatoridae. The record is from RefSeq and is a predicted model, not a curated record. Gene Ontology annotation, biological process: adaptive immune response. The transcript is spliced from 4 exons. Gene Ontology annotation, cellular component: membrane. The coding region runs from base 147 to 956 and encodes 269 amino acids. Gene Ontology annotation, molecular function: signaling receptor activity.
UAUGCAUUUAAUUGAAUUUCCUGUUUUUAGAUGCAAAGAGGGCAAUUAUUGAACAGUCACCAGCCUUUAUCCGUGUCCCUGAAGGAGAUUCCAUCAAGAUAACUUGCUUGUUAAAAACCGAGGGUGAAGAAGAAGGGGUUUACUUGAUGAGGCUUCAUGCAGCAGACAAGAAAGUGGUUUAUGUUCCAAAGGAUGGAAAUAAAAACACCUUUGACAACUUCGUCGGUCGUAUUGAGACCUCAGGCCCAACAAAGAACUUGACAAUAACCCUGCAGCAGCUACGGCCAAACGAUUCAGAUUUCUACUACUGCCUCGGUCUCAUGCGCGACGCUAACUUCCAAACUGGGAAGGGAACGGGAACCUUAGUAAUAGUUACAGAUCACAAUAAAAUUACUGAAAAGUUGGAAGCCCCUAUCAGUGGCCAGAAAGGAGACUCCAUCAAUAUAACGUGUGUGACAGAAACUAAGGGGAAGGAUGUAGAGGUCUACUUGAUGAGACAAUAUGUAGAUCCCAAGAAAGUGAUUUAUAUUCCAAGUAAUGGAAAUGCAAUCAUCUCUUCUGCAUUCACCAAUCGCAUUGAGUACUCAGGUCCACCAAAUAACAGGACAAUAACUCUGCAAGAGCUACAGCAAAAUGAUACGGAUGUAUAUGUAUGUGUUAGUGUUGUGCUUACUCCCAAUCUCUAUCUUGUGAAAGAAAUGAAUACCAUCAUGGUGGUUACAGAUGUAUCUCACACACAAAUGAAGAGUGUUCAUUGUGGGCUGGCUUCCUGGGUGCCCUAUGUGCUUGUUGUCUCCUUGGUGUUGACCUUGACUUCCCUAGCUGGCUGUAUCUUGCCACAUGUCAAAAUCAAGAAAUACUUCCAAAAUGAACCAAAUGCAGUUUAUGAAGAGAUGUCCUCCAGACGUAGCCACCGGGUGACAGCCAUAGACAACCCUUAUGAUAAUUGCAAGUAGGUUCCUGACAGCUGGAAGUAUGCACACAUCGACAGCUCCUGUUCCAUGUCUCAUUAAGGGCUUCUUGCUUCUCAGCACUGCAAGUCAUGCUGCACUGGAACUGACUUUUAUUCUUAAAAAAACCCUGUUUUUUCUUAUGUUAUUUUAUUAACUUGAUCAAUCUUAUAAUCCGCUAUUUCAGAACUAUUUUGCUUAUAGAAGGUUUAGACAAAUUUGUGCAUCUGUGCAGGUAAGUGUGUACUGGGGCAGAUGGUAUUAAUUCCUGAAGUGCAUAUUCCACUUCCACAAAAUAUACAUAGUCUUGUUCUUAGGAUUAGCAGCACACACAUGCCUCAGAGGAAAUGAGAUGGUGUGAGAGAUCCUGCUGCGGUCAUUGAGAGGUACAGGUGUACGUGUAGCUGUAGCUGUAGAUGUAGAUCAAUCAAUCUAUAGCACAAGCUUUCAUGAGUUGGGCUCACUUAAUCAGGUGCUUCAGCUCAAGAAAGCUUGUAUUACCUGCACACACACAUACACACCUCAGUUAGUUUAUAAGGUGCAUAAUCCUGCCUUCUACUUAAUUUCCAACUAACAUGGCCAACUAUGUCCAGCUUUAUAAAAACAUAGAUAUAUAAAUGGAUGCAUGUAUGCAUGAAUUUCAGCAUUUGCAACAAAACAUCUAGAGCAGGCAAGAGGGGCUAAACAUUCAACAAGAGAGACACUGCAUGGCAGUGUUAUUCAAAACCUUUCUGACAUGGAAACAUAUUCAAGUGCCAGAUUUAUGCUUGAUGCCAUUCCAUGUAAGUCAGUCAAAGUUCCACAGAAAUGAAGUUGCCCCUAUAAUCUAUGUUACUGGUCUUGCUUCAGGUAAUGGCAGGAAGGCUAGGGUUCUUGCAUCGUUUUGAUUAGUGAUGCAGUUAGAGGGGUGCUCCAGGAGGUUUGAGGAUGUAAGUGAGGUAUAAGGAGAUAAGCAGAUAAGGGCAGACUUAGGAUCUGGGACUUGCCUGAGGUUUGAGCUUUCCAGUCUUUAGGCAAGAAGAGGGUAAAAACCAAUGUAGUCAGCCUUUUAUUUUGCAUUUUACUGAAGAAAGUGGUCUUGGACUUGGUUUUUAAAGGGGCAGGGCACUUUUCCCCUCAAUGCUAUGUUUCAAUUUUAGAGCAGGGCACACUUCAGAGGUGUUUAGGGCUCCCCCAGGCUCCCUUCUUUGUGUAGCUGGGGAUGCUCAGCACUUCUGAGCGCCAGAGCACAGAUAUCCCAGCCAUUUAUGAAAAGUUUUGCUACCUCUGUGGUUUAAUCAUGAAGUGAUAUAGAAGAAAGAGCAUAGGGGGGUAAAUCUGUUUUGGCAGCUUUUGAAGGCAAUUUUUUUCCCUUUUAAGAGGAAAAGUUAAGGAAGGUUUUGUUUGCAAGAAAUGCAGUAUUGCAAGAGCUCAUUUAGUAGGUGUGAGGAGGAGAGAUGAAACCAUCUGUCCUUUGAGCUGGUGACAAGUUGUCUCUCUGGGAAAAAGGCUGAUUGAAUGCCUCUGCAAGUGUCUGGCCAACACAAGGAGAAAUAUGCCUGUGCAUUCAGUUAAUGAAGAUUUUCACUCUUUCCUUUCUUAUUGGAGUGGCUUAUUAUUAGCUAGCUAGCCAUGCAGGGGCAUGCUGUACUGCAACUCUGUAAUAGGCUUUUUGAAUGUUUAAUGUGUAUUUCAGACUGAAUUGCACAGCCAAACUAUGUAAAUAUGUUUCUGAAAAAAAUGCAUCUAUAAUAGUUAAUGCCUCACAGGAGCACAAAUAGGGAUGGGUAAGCGAGGCACCAGCAGUGGGUACUGAUUUGAGAAGGAGCACAAGGAUGGUGGCCACUGCCAGCCCAGCCACCACCACUAACCCACCAAUCACAGCCACCCAGGGCAGAGAAAUUAUGCCUCUUGCUGUCUUUUAUAUUCUUUGCAAAAUAUAAAACAUUGGUCAAUCUGAAACAUGGUCCCCAUCCCCUGCUGCAUCUUGCACCAGGGAUGGGAAGUCAGCCCAGCUGGACUGACUUCCCAUCCCAGCCUGUGGUCGAAACAUUUCGACUUUCGAAACUUUUCAACUAGCCUCGUUUUGUUUUGAGGCUAUUUCGACGGCCUUUGUUUUGUUCCGAUUUUGCUGUUUCGACCUCGAGAUUGCUUGAAACGAGACGGCCAGUGAAAUUUUGCACAGCCCUACAAAUUACAUUCAAGUCUUGUACUAGCAACCACUUCUAAUAGGCAAUUCCUACUCUUCAGGGAUUUCUAGAAAGUAUCCUCAUGUUUGCCGCUAUGCAUUUGAUUUUUUCAGCUUCAAGUGAACUGAUGAGGAAACUAACAGAAAACUUUUGGAUAAUUGUAGCAGUGCAGCAUUUAUAUGCUUGAUAAGAAACAAUCCUAGAAAGUUUUCUUCUGCAGCAGGAACUGAGGAAGAAACUACUGGAGUCAAAUAUAGUUCUGCAUGUUCCAGGCAGUCAAUGUUGUUUGCUACUGGUUACUUAGUACACAUCUGACUGACUUGCACAGGGUGUAGGCCACCAGCAGUGUUACAUUAUCACUGCUGCACUUUUCUCUGUUGUUAUACCUGCCAAAUCAAAAUAAUACAAAAGCUUUGAGAAUUGGCUCUUACUGCAACAGAUGGACCUUUUUACAUUGUUGGGUUUGUUUCAUGUUGUAUAUUUUCAAUAAAAUACUUG